Molecule: messenger RNA, 657 nt
Organism: Morchella sextelata
Lineage: Eukaryota; Fungi; Ascomycota; Pezizomycetes; Pezizales; Morchellaceae
Exons: 3
Coding region: 1-657 (218 amino acids)
Source: RefSeq, a predicted model, not a curated record
AUGAAUACCCACAAUCAAAUGUCAGACUAUCAGAAGAAUCGUACCGCGAAUGUCGCCGCCUCCCCUGUACCCGCGAUGCCAACGCCAGUAAACUCAAUGCCGAUAUAUCAGUAUCCACUGUCCCAACAGCCACCGCAACCGCAACAACAACCACAGAUGCAAAUGCAGACCCAAUUUCACCCUCAAUAUGCCCAACCUGCCCAGCGACUUUCGGAACACUAUACACCACAGCAUGGACCCCCAGGCCCGUGGCAGCAUGACAUGUGCGAUUGCUUCGACGACAUGUCGACAUGUCUUCUGGGAUUCUGUCUCCCCUGCGUUCUUUACAGUAGAACCCUUGAGCGGAUACGGACCUCACCUUCAACCUUGAAGAACUGGUCGUGUAUAAACCUCUCCUGUAUAUCCUGGUUUUGCACAUGCGGCUCGGGUUCGAGUCGUCAGCGGAAUGAAAUUAGAUACAGAUACAACCUCCAAGGAGGCGGGGUGGGCGAUUGCUGUAGACAUCGUUGCUGCGGUAGCUGUACGUUGAUUCAAGAGGAUAUGGAGGUGAGAGACAGAGAGCGGGCGAGGGCACAGAUGGGAGGGUAUGCAGCGCCGCAGCAGAUGAGCUAUGCGCCCCAGACCCAGGGACAGAUGAAUUAUGCACCGCAGCGCUAG